Molecule: messenger RNA, 723 nt
Organism: Aspergillus brunneoviolaceus CBS 621.78
Lineage: Eukaryota; Fungi; Ascomycota; Eurotiomycetes; Eurotiales; Aspergillaceae
Product: tRNA (carboxymethyluridine(34)-5-O)-methyltransferase
Exons: 3
Coding region: 1-723 (240 amino acids)
Biological process (GO): tRNA wobble uridine modification
Cellular component (GO): cytoplasm; nucleus
Molecular function (GO): tRNA binding; S-adenosylmethionine-dependent methyltransferase activity
Source: RefSeq, a predicted model, not a curated record
AUGGCCUCCGUUACCUUUGUCCCCAGCCAGGAAGAAGAAGACGCCUACGAAGAAGAGAAUGUGCAUCAAGUAUACCAACAGAUUGCACAUCACUUUUCAUCCACCCGCUAUAAGCCUUGGCCUAUUGUGAAACAAUUCCUCACUGACUUGAAGCCCGGGUCAAUUGGUCUAGACGUGGGGUGCGGCAAUGGAAAGAACCUGAGUGUAAAUAAGGAUGUGUUUAUUGUAGCUUCAGAUCGGUCUGAGAACCUUGCCCGCAUUGCCCGAUCUCACCAGCCACAUUCGACCGUAGUUGCCGACAUCCUCAGCCUUCCACAUCCCGAUUCUUCCUUUGAUUUCGCCAUUUCGAUCGCAGUGAUUCAUCACUUGUCUACCCCAGAACGAAGGGUGGGUGCUAUCCGUGAGAUAUUGCGGACCCUAAAGCCUGCCUCCGACACUGUGCCGGGCGGGAAAGCACUCAUCUAUGUCUGGGCUCUAGAGCAGAAAGAUAGUCGUCGUGGUUGGGACAAAGGCGAUCAACAGGACAGAAUGGUUCCCUGGGUCAUGAAAGGGACUGCGUCUGCUGGCAGCGAGCCCCAAGUGUUCCACCGAUACUAUCACCUCUACCAAGCCUCGGAACUAGAGCAGGACAUCAAUGACGCAGGUGGCUAUGUUCUGGAUUCGGGGUAUGAAAAGGAUAAUUGGUGGGCAAUUGCAGUGCGGUCAGGUCCCGAGUCAUCAUAG